This is a messenger RNA of Salvia hispanica, 1150 nucleotides long. Its product is annotated as putative cyclin-D6-1. NCBI's taxonomy places the organism in Eukaryota, Viridiplantae, Streptophyta, Magnoliopsida, Lamiales, Lamiaceae. The record is from RefSeq and is a predicted model, not a curated record.
GACCAUCCCUCUAAAGAGAGAAACAGAGCAAACUAUCAAUGGAGUUUGAUCUUGAGAAUCCAUUGCCACAUUCAAAUGACAUCUUCUCCUCAUUAUUCCUCAUAGAGAUUGAUCACAUGCCUUCCAAGAACUACAUCCAAUCCUUAAUCUCAUCGAGCUCGUAUCUCUCCGUCCGCCUCCAAAUCGCCUCCUCGAUCCUCCAUAUCUCCCGACAUUCCGAUCCCUUCCUCCCCUACCUCGCUGUCAACUACAUGGAUCGCUUCCUCUCCGCCCACCCCAUUCCGGAUAAGAAGCCGUGGAUCUUCAGAUUAGUGGCGGUUUCCUGCAUUUCAUUAGCACUCAAAAUGAGGAAAACAGAGAAAACAGAGUACUCUGUUUUCGAUCUCAUGAAUGAUGGAGGUUUGAUGUUCGAUUCUCUUACGAUCGAGAGAAUGGAGAUGCUGAUCCUCGGGGCUCUGAAAUGGCGGAUGCGUUCCGUCAGUCCCUUUUCGUUUCUCGGUUACUUCGUCUCGUUUUUCGACUCCGGCGACGAGGAAUCGGUUCAGGCUUUGAGAAACAGGGGAACUCAGAUUAUCUUGAAAUCUCAGAGUGAGAUUAAAUUACUCGAGUUCAAGCCGUCGAUCAUCUCCGCCUCGGCCCUUCUCUUGGCAUCUCGCGAGUUUUUCCCGACAAGGUUUGAACCGUCCCGUGACUCCAUCUGCGGCUGCAUUUAUGUGAUUAAGGAGGAAUUGCAGCAUUGUUAUGAUGUGAUGGCGGAGGCGGAGGCCGGGUGCGAGGUGGCCUCAACGUUCGUGUCGGAGUCAUUAACUCCGCCCAAUGUGCUCGACUUCAGCUGCUCGAUCUCGGAGACGGAUAGCAAUCAAAUGAGUGAGGGAGUGAUUGAGAAUUCCGCCACUAAUAAAUCGACUCAGCUUUCUCAAGGGGAAUUCAGUGACUAGUAGAGUACAUUUGAUGAGAAAGGGACAUCAGCUCUGGCCACUAAAAAGUGUGGAAAAAAGGGCAGGGGUAUUUUUGUCUUUUCACAUCCCGGUGCGAAUGGCCGGGUUCCGGCGGUGUCGGUAUGUCUCCGCUGGUUUCUGAUUUGAAUGAUGAAUUUUUUACGUGUUGGAACAAUGUUUUUUUGGUGAAUCGACUGACUUAAUUAGUGCGA